This is a messenger RNA of Symbiodinium pilosum, 5583 nucleotides long. Lineage: Eukaryota; Dinophyceae; Suessiales; Symbiodiniaceae. The record is from the annotation of a GenBank genome assembly.
AUGCCGAGCUUCGGCGGAGCUCCAGCCAAUCCGGCCAUGCUAAUGGCAUCCUGGCUUGCAACCUUGCAAAUGUGGAGUUCUGGCGCAGAUGGGAGGGCUGCAGUGGUGGAAUUCGUCGAAGCCUUGCCGGCAGUGACACUGACUUACGCUCAAAGUCUAGAUGGGUCUAUCGCUGCAGCCGGCAACCAGCGGGUGCCGAUCAGUGGGCAGCAGAGCAUGGUCAUGACCCAUCAGUUUAGGACCAUGCAUGAUGCCAUUCUGAUCGGAAUAGGCACCCUCCUUUCUGAUGAUCCGAUGCUGACGGCACGACUGGUUCCUGGGCGGAGCCCUCUUCCGGUCGUGCUGGAUUCGCGGCUACGGUCGCCUCCUACGUCACGUCUAGUACUUGGAGCUGCUGAGCGAGGCGGUGGCACAGGCCUUGUGAUUGUCACUACAGAAGGUGGCUGCGAGGAGAAGCGCCAGCGAGCCAAAGAGCUGGCAUCCGUCCCUGGGGUGCAGAUACUGGCCAUGCCCGAAAUCGAGGGCCGCCCUUCGCUGCAUCAUGUGCUGAGCACUCUUCGAGCGAGAUUCGGCUGCACUUCUCUUAUGGUUGAAGGGGGCCGUGCAGUAAUUGCCAGCUUUCUGGCCAAUCCACAGCUUGUCAGCAAUUUCGUCGCUACGGUCAGCCCGAAAUUCAUUGGUGGGCUCGGCCCUGCGACGGAGCUGGCUAAGAGCCAGUCUGCAACCUCGCUGAUGAGCCUUCAGGGAAUGCAGAGCUGCACGGUUGGAGAAGACAUUGUGGUGUAUGGGACCCCGGCGGGCGAAAGGACUCCGCCUGCCAAUUCCGAAGAUCAGCAGCCCAUCGAGCAUGUGAGCUUGCAGAGUAGCUGUCGCAUGUGGAUCGAGGUCUACAGCACCAGCAAGCCGGGGCAGGAGAUCGUUGCUUUGAUCAAAGGCCAAGUGGUCCGUGUGCACUCUGAGUGCUUCACGGGCGACGUGCUGGGCUCCAAGCGCUGUGACUGCGGACCUCAACUCCACAGCUUCCUGCACGUCCUUCAAAUGGAGACGAACGGCGUGCUCCUCUACAUACGAGGUGAUGAAGGCCGAGGUAUCGGCCUCGUUGACAAGAUUCGAGCGUACGAGCUCCAGGAAAAGGGAUUGGACACCGUGGACGCCAAUCUCUCGCUCGGGCUAGCUGCAGACCUGCGGACUUUUGAGGGCUCGCGGAAGGUGCUCGAGGGCCUCGGCGUGAGGUCCAUCCGGUUGUAUACUAACAAUCCUGAGAAAGUUCGCGCACUCCGGCCUCUCGCAUGUGAGAUCUGCCCUAUCAACUGCACGCCCAACGAGCACAACAUGAGCUACUUGCUCACAAAGCGAAAUCGGCUUGCCUGUUUGCCUAGCGGCUUUGGAAUAUGUACCAAGUCCUUUCGUCCGUAUGUCGGAUCAGUUACUUCCAGUGUCUGUAGAUCACAACGUUUCUGCAAUUUCUUGACCUACCGUGUUGCAAGCGGGAUCUCUGCCAUGAUUGAUGCGCUGCGUGCUGCCCAUGCCGCCCAAGCCGCCAAAGUGCCAGCCGCCACUGCGACAGCCGCCAAAGAGCCAGCUGCGUGCGCCCCAAAGCUGGUGAACGUUCUGGCGGAGUCGACCUUCAUGCAGGAGGAUCGACAUGUGAAGAUCCCGGACCUCACGAAGGCGGCCCAAGCACUGAAGAUGCCCAUCGACCACUUGGAGCAGCCCUGUGCCUUCCUGGCAGUUUAUGACGGGCACCGCGGUCCCCUUUGCGCCGAGUUUGUGGCAAAGUCUAUGCAUCUCAGACUCCUGAAGCACCUCUCCCAGCCAUCCACGAAGAGUGGCGAGGAAAUCGGCUUAGCACUGAAGGCAGCCUGCCAAGAGUUGGACGAAGAGUUCCUCGCCAAGCAUCGAACUUCCGUUGAUGGCUGUACGGUCGUUAUGGCACUACUGACGGGCUCAACGCUGUGGGUAGCGUGGCUUGGUGAUUCGCGGGCACUUCUAUGCAGAACAACUUCAGCUGGAGCUGUCGCAACGGUCGCUCUCACACAGGACCACCGUCCCAGUGCCGCAGCAGAGGUAGACCGGGUGAAGGAAGCGGGUGGGAUGAUUGUGAAUUUUGAUGGCGCGAAGCGGGUGGCUCACGCAGGCUUUGACAAUCAGAUUCGAGAGCUUCGUCGUGCCAAGGCGGCUGGCCUCGGUGCCGUGGGGCGGCCUCCUGUGGCUUUGGCCGUCACGCGGGCUUUGGGGGAUCGUGAUUUCAAGGUGGACAAACCUCUUCUCAUCGCCACGCCCAGCGUUCGUAGCUUCCAGCUGGAUGCCUCUGUGCGUUUCAUUGCUCUCAUGUGCGAUGGAAUCACAGAUGUUCUGAGCAAUGAAGAGAUCAUCUUCGAGCUUGAUUUCCUGCGAGAUGCGGCGGACGCAUCAGCCAAUGCCCGGAAAGCCUGUGGCGAGUUGGUGCAGAAGGCGUAUUCUCGCGGAAGUCAAGACAACCUGACGGUCGUGAUGGCGUUCUUUGAGUGGGAGGGAGCCGAGAAGCGGAAACUCUCCGGAGCCGUGGGCCCGGUCGAGGUCCCGCCAGCGAAACGGGCUCGCACGCGUCCAAGCAGCUCUGUGAACGCGGGCAAAGUGGAGCCCACGGACAAGAUGGCAGUUGCUGCCACCCCACCUGUGAAUUAUCCGCGGGGCGAGCCGCUGGGCCUUCGCGAUGCGCAGAGUGCCGACCUUGGCAUGAAUGGUUCUGACUGGUUCUGGCAGUGUGGGAACGUUCUUGUUGACGCUUUGGUCCUGUCUUGCGGCCAUGACCUGUGCCUGAGCUGCGCUGCCAGCGCCCUGCGGCAGACGCGGUCGCUGAGUGGCCGGCAGAACUGCGCAAAAGGGCCGACUGAGAAUGAGUGGAGGACCAGUACUUGGAUCCUGGGUGCCAAGUACAGACAUGCCCCCAUCAUGCCAACUGACAGACCAGGCGUUGUGCUGCUUGUUGGCAGAUGCCAGACAGAUGCAUUUAGCGUGUUCAUUAGCAAGCCCACCUGGGGCUUGUCAGUCUUGGCAGGCUGGUCUGCAUCCAGCAACUGCUACCUUGAAAAGGUUGAUUCACAAAUAUGUCCGCUUAGUAACCUUAGUAGCCGUGAGUGCAUGGUCACCAGCCACCUCUGGGGUCGGCAAACUCGGGAGCUCGCGAUGGCGCGCUUGCUUAUCUAUUUCUUUGGCUUGCUGGAGCACGGGGAGCGCAGGCGAUUUCCGAAGCGCCUCCAUGUGCUGGUGCUAAGGCAGGGCACCGAGGUAUUCAACUUACUGUGGCGUCACAGCGAGCAGAAGCUAGGUGGCUUGGCCGCGGUGGCCCUGCUGAUCUCUCGCGAGAUUAGUGGAUAUGACAGGCCAGAUCGCUUUGUUAUUGUCACUUCUCCCAGCACGCGAAAUGUGUUGUGGGCCCCGCUGCCAUCCUUGCACGACCUAACCUUGCCAGCGCAGGAUCGAUGGAUUCCAAAUGCACAAAUUCUCAUUGACGGGAAAGCCAGCAAGUGCUGGGGCUGGACGUGCUCCGAGCGCUCAGAUCGUGGGCUUGAAGAGCCAACCGGGCUCGCGCUCUACCAGAGAGGCGGGGGAUCUGCAUUGCUUUACAUUUCAGACCCAAAGGUUGGCUUCGUGUAUCGCUAUGAGGUUUGCGGCUCAGCUUUGGCGUUCACUAAGGCCGCAGAUAGGAAAGCCUCUCGGCCUGUUGGCAGCCGUUUGUUGGGACGUUCCAUGGAUUCGGAUUCGCUUGGGUUCUGGGCACAGGUGCGGAAGUCUGACUUGAAGAAAAUCACGGAUGCUCCAACUGUGGAUUGGAGCGAUUUUUUGCCCGACUUUGACUGCAAGCUGGGGUCAGGGGCAUAUGGCGAAGUGUCCCCUGGCAGCAAAAGUGGCUGUCCCAGGGUCCUGUUUGGUUUUGUACAACGAUUGCCCUGGCAACUUCGUUCUGUCAGGUAUCAAGUCCAGGGCAAACCACAUCUGGUCAUGAAGAUCUUCCAGCGAGCAGACUGGAACGAGAUUCAGGCCGAGACAUCCUUUGCACGGGUUAUGACGCUCAGUUUCGAUGAACACGUGACAAGUCUGCUGCCCAUGCAUGUCAAGCUCUGCAGCAUGUUUGUGUGGGUUGCCAACAUGAGGAAAGCACGCUUCCCUAACCACUUCGUCGAUUGCCUUGGCGUGGGCAACGUUCCUGAAAAAGAUGGCUCGAUGUUUGCCGUCUUUGAGCGUGCUCUUGGCAAGACACUUGAUUCUGCGGCUCACCGCUUUCGUCAUGAGGAUGGCAUUCGCCAUGUCUCGGAAGCCUUGGCAACGCUAGAGGAAUUGCUUACUGCAAAGCUGAAUAUGAUGCACCCUGAUGAGUCCGGGCGUUUGCACAUUCAUGUGGACCUGAAGCCGGAUAACAUCAUGUAUUCGGCGGAGUCUGGUGCAGCCAAGUUGACCCUCAUAGACUACGGGUUGAUCCGAACUUGUGCUCACGAUGAUGCAGAAGCUCAGUCUUCAGCGCUACAGCUGCUCCGAUGGUUCGGUUGGCAGUUUUUGUGGAUGCUUGCCUCAGAGGCAUUCAGCGUUGAUAAUCCUGACAAGAACCCCUGGCAGCAGCUUCCCGAUGGCUUUCGACCCUUUUUUCAGCCUUCGGAUCUGAGACCAUCGGCUUACAGGAGUCAGAACUUGACGCCGCAGCUUCUCUCAGAUGCUCUGAAGGAUGGCUUUUUCGACCAGGUGAUGUCGGCACCCUUCCGGAAGCAGUGGAAAUCUGCCCAGAAGGCCAAGUCACAGAUGGGCAAGAUGCUAGGUGAUCUUUUCUAUGCAGUUGCUUGGGCCAGCGAUUGCGCAGGGCCCAUGCCCGACUUCAAGCAGCUCAGAACCGACAUUCAGGGCUUGCGUGCGUCUUCUGUCUCUGCGUCUUGGCGUGGUCUUCAAGCAGAUUCCCAGCAGCUGAUAGCCAGUGAUCUGAAGGACAGCGCUCAUUGGCUUGCUGUAGACACCUACGGCAACCUGUUCUACACAGAUGCCAAGGCUGGUGCGAUUUCAAUGAUCAGUUCGGAGGACAUGUCCAAGGGCGUUCCAAAGGGCAGGACUCUGCUGAGCGCAGAGAAGAUGGAGCACAUAGCUGGCCCUGCUGGCAUUGCGGUGGAUGCGACAGAUCUUUACUGGGCCAACCUGAAGGGCGACCAGAAGACGGGCACCCUGCUGAAGGCACGGCCAGCCAAAACAAAGUCUGCCAAGAUCCUCUCUGGGACAAGCGAUAUGUAUCAGGCCAUGGUCAAAGACGUCUGCCUGGCUGGCAGCAAUGUGUUUUUCACCGGUGACGGGGAAUCACUGUUUGCCAUGAAGGCAGACGGUUCCAGCAAAGUCGCGGAAGUCGCGCGGCUGCAACAACCGCGAGGAUGUGCAUAUGACAAGGAGAACACGCUGUUCGUUGCCGACAGCGGCAGCAACUCAGUGGUUUCGCUUCCUGCCAACAUGGUGAAUCCGCGUGCGGUGAUAAACGUCACGCAGGUGGCGUCGGUGCAAGGCCCACAUCAGAUCGGCGUCUUCUUUGGUCCAUCAUCAAGCAAGUUCUUGCAGCAUUUGUCUCAAUAA